Messenger RNA from Liolophura sinensis, 3287 nucleotides. Its product is annotated as polycomb protein EED-like. The coding region runs from base 9 to 1298 and encodes 429 amino acids. Gene Ontology annotation, molecular function: protein binding. The record is from RefSeq and is a predicted model, not a curated record. NCBI's taxonomy places the organism in Eukaryota, Metazoa, Mollusca, Polyplacophora, Chitonida, Chitonidae. The transcript has 12 exons.
CGCUCAAAAUGUCGGACAACGAGGAAAGCCCGCCUUCCAAGAAACAUCGGGCAUGUGUUAGUAACUUCGAUAUUACCCGAUCAGAAGGCUCUGGUGAAGAUGUUGAUGACAUAUCCAGCACUGCCAGUACCACACUAGACGAUGGAUCCCGUAGUGACACACCCACCCAACCCAGGCGAUAUGGCCGAGGCAGAAACAAGAACAAAAAGAGUAAACUGCAGUUCAAAUGCACAAAUAACCUGAAGGAAGACCACCAGCAACCGAUAUUUGGUAUUCAGAUUAACCAGAAUCAGAGACCAGGAGAUCCUGUUUUGUUUGCCACUGUGGGCAGCAAUAGAGUCACAGUGUACAGAUGUUUGGAGAAUGGUAGGAUAAAGUUACUACAGGCUUAUGUAGACCCUUCUACAGAUGAGAGUUUCUACACGUGUGCGUGGACAUAUGAUGUGGUGACAGGGAUGCCUGUGCUUCUGGCAGCGGGGGCCCGGGGCAUCAUCAGAGUGGUUAACCCUGUCACUAUGCACUGCUGUAUGCAUUUCGUUGGACAUGGUAAUGCCGUCAAUGAACUGAAGAUCCACCCACGAGAUCCAAAUAUGGUGUUGUCAGUCAGUAAAGACCAUACUCUAAGAAUGUGGAACUUGAAAACAUCGGUGUGCGUGGCUAUUUUUGGAGGUGUGGAGGGUCAUAGAGAUGAAGUCCUUAGUGCAGACUUCAACAUAGAAGGAACACGUAUUGUAUCAUGUGGGAUGGAUCACUCCCUCAAACUGUGGAAGUGCAACAAGCCAGAGGUGAUUAAAGCCAUGGAGAUGUCCUAUGUGUACAAGGUCUCCAACAGCACCAGAGCUUACCCCACCCUGGAGCAGCAUUACCCUGAUUUUUCCACAAGGGAUAUUCAUAGGAAUUAUGUAGACUGUGUCCGCUGGCUUGGUAACUUCCUGCUCUCAAAGUCAUGUGAGAACUGUAUAGUUUGCUGGAAGCCAGGCCGUCUCAACCAGCAGGAUGUGAAGAUCUCAGACAACGAAGUCACCAUAUUACACAGAUUUGACUACAAGGAGUGUGACAUCUGGUACAUGAGGUUCUCACUUGACUAUUGGCAGAAGGUGAUGGCACUUGGGAACCAGGUGGGCCGAGUGUAUGUUUGGGACAUUGAUGAUGAUGACCCUACCCAAUACACGUGUACAGUGUUACAUCAUCAGAAAUGUGCCUCAGCUGUCCGGCAGACGUCUUUCUCUCGAGACGGAAAGCUCCUCCUGUGUGUGUGUGAUGACGGGUCUAUAUGGAGAUGGGACCGUGUUAAAUGAUAGCCAGCUUGUUUAGUUCAUUAUGUAUAGAGUCACAUCAUCUAUUUAUGGCAACCAGAGGAUGCUGCUAAACUCAUAAAAAACUUUUGUACGUUAGCUCACCUGUAUUGGUAGCUUGUGUCAUGCUCUGAGUGAAGGCACCCAAGAACAUUUAAUGAGGCAGUGUUGAAGUAAACGUUAGAUCGUAUCUCAGAAAGUACUGUAUGUGUUGAACUCAGAUUUUGCACAUUGGUGAUGAGCAGGAACACAAGGGAAUGUUUCAGUGUUGAUGCUCUGUGCUCUGGGUAUUGAAAUUAAGGGUAAGGUUGGUAUCUCAGAAAGUACUGCAUGUAUUGAGCUCAGAUUUUGCAUAUAUAUAUAAAGCACAAUAACUCAAGGGAUAUAUUCCAUCCGUGAUGGUCAGCAUUUGUGUUAAUUACUAUGAAUUACAAAUAGCUUAACCUUCACGUCUCUUUGUAUUAGAAUCCAUGAUAAGGUAAAUGUUUAAGUACCUUACAAAUUGAGCUGAAGUUUUGUGUUCAUGUGAAAACAAUAUCAGAUUCUAUAUUUUUUUUUCUGUCAUGACUUUGUGUAAAUGGGGUUCUCCAAACCAUCUGCUGUAACAAGGGAAGUAAAUCUUUCAAGUAUUCCAUGGGAAAACUAUGACAUACUUGAGUAUUCAUAAAAAAAAAAACAUGGAAUGCUGUGUUCAGUUAGAGACAGAUUUGAAAAGCUUUACUGUUCCAUGGCUUUCAGAUAGUCUGUAUUUGCCUUAAAAAUUCUUCCAAAAGUGCAUCUUUAGAGGAAAGAUAAAGGUAACGAAAGGAAAGACAAAGGUCAUGAAAGAUUACCUUUGGUGCUGAAAUUUAAAUUUGUCUAGUAGGAUAUCAUCCUACCUUCCUCAAACCACACCUGAAAAUGCCUUCCUAAGAUCUAUAGAACUCAGAGUCAGGCAAAAUGGGUAACUUAAUGAUGGAGAAAAUUGUAGAUCAUGUACAGUAUUUUCUAUUACAUUGUGCUAAACUUGAAUUGACACUGCCAGUUACAUGGGCUAAAGCAUGAAACUGCAUUCCUGUACACUGGGAAAUUAGAACUGCUAUGUUUGUGUUUGGCCACAUAUGUUUCAUGAUCGCAAAAGUGAAUCUCAGGAGGUGGAAAUGAGUAUUUUACUGUCCCAAGUGAAUGUUCACUCAGAACUGCAUGAAGGUAAUUGAAGUUGAGAAUGGAUGACUUUGAAAAUGAUGCUUAAGUGUUCUCUGAUUAAUUCAGUGGGAUGCCUGUACCCUUUACCUAUCUUGCUUAUUUCUUAUGUCUCCCAUUUUGUUUUGUUUUCUCAGAGAAAACAACAAGAUGCCGGCGUGGUUGAACCAAUUUUCUUAGUUUCUUUUGUCUACAAUGUUGUUUCAUGGAAGUCCUUAACAAAUGACGUUUUCCCCAGUUGAAGAUUUUGCAUGGAGCCUGACUAACGCCAUGCACAAAACCUGCCCUUGAUUUUCUAUUAUCUGACAAAUACUGUUAAAAUCAAGUUACUUGUUCUGUGUGACAUGCCACAAGCUCACUGUAAGCAAGGUUCUAGCAAGCAUCUAGCAUUUUAAUGUCCUCAGUAUUGUGAUGGUUCUUAUUAAUCUUUUUGGUUAUAUUGCUCUGUUCCAUGGAUAUUGCUCUGUUCCAUGGAUAUUGCUCUGUUCCAUGGAUAUUGGAACAAAGCAUUUGGAACACUGUUUCAGCCUUCAAUGAUUGAUCAUUCCACAUGCAAAACACUAGCAAGCUAGCGGCUCACUGCUGGCUGAAGUGUUGAGAGUUUUUAGCUUUCUUUACAGUGGGUAUAUAACUACAUGUACCAAAAUCCCAUAACCCUUUCAUAUAAAGAAGGGAAUAUAACUAUCACAUGCCAAAUGGUUUGGCUCAUUUUGGUUUCUUGUGUCUCCCACUACCCAGUGAUAAACAGACACACUAUGGUUUCUAUUUAAACUGUAAACUGAUAUGGAUUCUAAAAACUAUUUGUAAGUC